GAAUUUUCACGAACCACCGCAGUUUCCUGAAAGCACAACGUGGUUUGAGGAGAGGCUGUAAGACACACGGUUGUGUAGAUCGAAAUAUUUGACAAAACACAUAUUAAAAUAUGACAGAAGGUAAGUCGUCAAUAAAGUCGCAAAAAAGCCUGCUUGCUUUGAAUCCAGAAGAAGAUGCAGAGUUUCAGAAGAAGAUUCGGCAAGUGAAGGGUCGUCCCAAAACGGCCCAGUCUAUGACUCCUGGAGUGCUUUAUGUGGCUCAUCUUCCACGAGGAUUGUUCGAGCCUCAAUUGAAAGCUUACUUUAAGCAGUUUGGCACCGUCUUACGAGUAAGAGUUUCCAGGAGUAAGAAGACUGGAGGGACCAAGGGAUAUGGAUUUGUGGAGUUUGAAUGUGAUGAGGUGGCUAAGAUUGUCGCUGAAACUAUGAACAACUAUCUUAUGAGAGAAAGACUCAUAAAGUGUGAAUUGAUACCACCCGAGAAGGUCCAUGAAAAGCUCUUUGCGGGUUCACAAGCAGGCUUCAAGAAGCCAAAACAUCCCGCGGUGACUCGAUAUAACAGAACACAUGAGCCAGAUGCCAUGAAGAAACUUACUGCAAAGCUCUUGAGGAAAGAGUCUAAGCUACGCAAGAGACUGGCAGCAAAGGGCAUCGACUAUGAUUUCCCAGGAUUUUCAGCCCAGGUUCCUGAUAAAAAAGUCAAAUCUGAUCCAGAUGUUUCAGUUUGCAGUGAGGAUGUCACACCAGUGUGUACCCCAUCACUGCUGGAGAGGAGGAAGUCCAUCAAAGUUGAAGAGGAUGAUGAAGAGAUUGUCAUCAAACCAGUCCCGGAAAACUUCGAUGAUAUUGAAGAUAGCGAGGAAGACUCUGAUGAGUGUGAAGAGGAGGACGCACCGUAAAAAGACCUAAUAAAACCAAUGAACUCAAAACCCUGUUUGAAAAGGGUCAAUGGACACUUGUUUUCCAAGGCACUUUAUAUGACUAGUGCUCAGUCCUUCCCUAUAGCAGGAGAAGAGGAAUACACACACAUUACCCUGGCUAAUAUUGUUGCAUGAUUUGGGGAAGUGCCUCAAUAUUUAUGCAUUGUUUUGAUCUGAGAUGUUUUAGGGGUACAGUGUGGUCUUUCCGAGGCUGUACCCAAUGAAAUGACUGUGUCAUACACAAAUUAUAUGUGUAAAGCUUAUUUGAAAGUGAGUUUGGAGCAGUUAACAGAACAGUUUUUGUAUGACUGUAUGUAUUUUGUAUAGUACUAUGUUCAGACAUUUUGCAAUAUUGUUAAAUCGAGUGAUUAAACCAGAAAUUGACGUAAAACAAAUAUAUCAUC
Messenger RNA from Triplophysa dalaica, 1324 nucleotides. It is a transcript of the gene nifk, whose product is annotated as nucleolar protein interacting with the FHA domain of MKI67. Bases 111 to 899 code for a protein of 262 amino acids. The transcript has 6 exons. Gene Ontology annotation, cellular component: nucleolus. Gene Ontology annotation, biological process: maturation of LSU-rRNA from tricistronic rRNA transcript (SSU-rRNA, 5.8S rRNA, LSU-rRNA). Gene Ontology annotation, molecular function: RNA binding. The record is from RefSeq and is a predicted model, not a curated record. NCBI's taxonomy places the organism in Eukaryota, Metazoa, Chordata, Actinopteri, Cypriniformes, Nemacheilidae.